Molecule: messenger RNA, 2770 nt
Organism: Somion occarium
Lineage: Eukaryota; Fungi; Basidiomycota; Agaricomycetes; Polyporales; Cerrenaceae
Source: the annotation of a GenBank genome assembly
CGCCCAAAGGCAUCUUGUCUUCUACGCGUUCAUUCAACCUCCCGAGCCACAUAUACUUGCGACGAUACGUUCCUAAGUCUAGGAAGUUGAGUAGCUAAUUAUUGUAGGGGAUAUUUGGGUGCAGUCGCUUCCAUAGGUCUCAACACCACUAGGAACUUGGUCGCGUAAUUUGUACGAGAACAUCUACGUGGCGACUCCCCUAGACUCCUCAAAACUACAGACAAUAUGUCGGAAACAUUGUAUGCUUCUUGUGCCCAAGUACUCUCUUUAGCUCAGGCGGAAAAGGACAACCUUGACGCGCUCUUGGAUCCCGAAAAGGGAUUUGCGCCUUGUCUACGUCAGAUAUGCCAUGAUAGAUGGGCAGAGCUGAAGGACAAACCCGAAGGCUCAGUGUCACCGGAGGAAUUGGAGGCGUUGAGAAUGGAGAGAGAUACAUGGGGUUUACUGCAAGCCGUUAUGCCGCUUCGAAAACUGAUACCCCAGUCACAUCCAAAUGCCCAAGCCCUCCUCCUCCAGAAUCCUUAUGCUCCAACGUCCGAACUCGCUGAAGCCAUUAUGAACUCUUCCCGCUUCCUCACUGAACUCGUUGCUGUACGCGAAUGGCUGCAAGAUAUAGCACCAUAUCCACCUGCCGGCCCUGGCCCAGCCACCGGGUACUGGAAGUUUACCAAGUACGAGGUGCUACAAAACACUCGGAUGGGAAAGGGAAAGGAAAGAGAGACGGCAGGAGCAUUCGUGAUGGAACUGGACCCUGACGCACCAAACCGAACGGGGAGGGCACUGGCUGCUGAUGAUGCGACGUAUGACAAGGCUCUCGCGCAAGUAUUAUAUGCGCUAAUACGUGCGGGGAAAAUUCAAGAAGCUAUUGACAUAUGUCUGAAAGCUCAGCAACCUUGGAGAGCCGCGAGCAUUCGAGGGACAAUGGUAUUCCAAUGGAGAGCACUUAGCGCUAAUCAGACAAAAGAUGAAGAUGCUAUGGAGGACGACGAAGAUUUCUCCAACAGUUGGAGAGGCAACCAACAUCGAAAGCUCUGGAAAUCAACUUGCGAGCGCGCGGCUCUGAACCCUAACCUUACUGACGCCGAACGUGCACUCUAUGCUGCUCUCGCACCUUGUCCUCAAACCUCAACUACCCUCAAAGCUGCAUGCAGAACAUGGGAAGAUCAUCUCUGGGCACAAGUAUGUAUUAUAUGUGAAGAGAAGGAGAGCGAAGAGUUGGCGAGACUGAGGAAUAGUUUUUGGGAGGGCACUUUGGGCCUGAGUGUGCCUGAGGAGAAUAUGGACGUUGAGAGAGGGGAGGAGGAAGAAUGGGAGAAUGAUGUGGUGAAGAUCUUGGAGGGCUUGUCAAAUGCUAGUGUCGAGGAGGGAUCACCGGCGGAAGAUCCUUACCAUAUUUCUCAGUUACACAUCAUCCUGGACCGAACAGACCAGCUGCUGCAAGAGUUUGCAGCAUCGUUGGCAAAGGGUGAAUACGACACGUCGUCACCACAAUAUCCUACCAUGACUCGUUUCUUUGCACAUCUAUGUCUUUUCCUCCAGAUGAUUGACAUCACACCACCUCCACUCGCCACUCAGGUUGUCUUAGAGGCUUAUCUCCGAGUCCUCGAGGCUGCCGGAGAACGAGAACUCAUUGCGAUGUAUGCCGGUGCACUAGGCGACAACGCAAUUGAACGAUAUGCCAUGUUUCUCACCUCGCUUGCGAUCUCUGCGGAUACCGACGAACGAAAACUCGCGUUGAAGAGGGCGCGAGAUCAUGGGCUUGAUAUAGAUCGUGUUGCGGUGGUUACUGCUGAACGGACCAUUGAAAAAGCGUUCGAGCUGUUGCCACGUGCAGCUGAGCUUUUACCGGACGUUACAGGUGAACAAUCUGAAGCGUCGGAUGUCGAGUCUCUUCUGCUUAGGUCGAUUGAAUGGACAACGUUCAUGGAGUCGACUUACUACACUGCUCUCGAACAGGCCAAUGUCAUUCUACGGUACUUCCUAGGAGUUGGUCGUCUGCCGCUAGCGAAGGCUUUCUUAAAGACGCUUCCACCUCAGCUGAACACACUCCGAGAACCGGAAGUUCAAGCAACGGAGUUCUUGCACUAUCGACAGUUUUUCAUGGUGUGGGAGGCACUCGAUAGAGUAGUCCAAUUUGAAGCUUUGGGAGAGUCAGAUAUGGCUUCUCAAACGAGGGCCGCGUGGUUGGAGGACUACAAGAUCCUUUUGCAACAAGCGCGCGAGCAGGUUACGAGAUUGCUCACAACUGAAUGGUUGGUCUCUGAAGAAGAGAGGAUGAACGGAGAUGACCGUCGACUUCGCGAACUUAUUCGUAUCCGACAGAUCUAUAUCCCGGUCAUUAUCAAACAACUUCAUACCAUUCUAUACAGGUCACGGAGGAAGGUCCCAGAGAACCUCAAGCACGCUCUUUUAUUGGCAAACAUCGUCGCCGAUUCGAGGUACAGGCUGUAUGAGGAUUUUGUCGCUCAGGAAGGGAGACGUCUGGGCGAUUACCUUGCAUUGGUGAAGCAGGCCGUCCUCGGUGGUUUAGAGGGUGGUGGAUCAGAUGCAUUCCGAGUACUUCAUACAUAGCCCGUGCACAGGCUAUUUUAUUCUGUCCCUAACCCAGAAAUCGCUGUUGGCCCUUAUAUUUUAAGGGUAUCAUAUGCGGUUUCAAGAGACCAGACCAGUGAUCACACCAUGCCUAGACAAUGAAGGGGACUAGACCGGAAGUUGAGGGGCAUGAGCCACGCCUAUAUAAUGGACCAAAGAGAAUUCUUCUGCUUCGUCC